CGGCUGAGAGCAGCACCGAGGCGUCUUCCCGGAGAGCGGCCGCUCCUCCGCGUCGCUGCACUGCGCACACCCCGGCCGCCCUCGCCUCCCCCGCCGCCCGCUCGCCCGCUCGCCCGCCCGCCCGCCCGCCCGUGCGUCCGAGAGCGGCCGCAGCCCUCCGCCGAGGGCGCCCCGGGACGGAAGGGUCCAGCAGCCUGCCGGCGCCCGCCGCGCUCGUGGUCGCCGUCGCCGUGGUCGUCGUGGUCGUGUCCGCCGUCGCCUGGGCCAUGGCCAAUUACAUCCACGUCCCGCCCGGCUCGCCCGACGUGCCGAAGCUCGACGUGACGGUGCAGGACCAGGAGGAGCAGCGCUGCCGCGACGGCGCCCUGAGCCUGCUGCGGCACCUGCGGCCGCACUGGGACCCCCGCGAGGUGACCCUGCAGCUCUUCACAGAUGGGAUCACAAAUAAACUCAUCGCCUGCUAUGUGGGGGACACCAUGGAAGAUGUAGUUCUGGUGAGAAUUUAUGGCAACAAAACGGAGCUGUUAGUGGACCGAGAUGAAGAAGUGAAGAGUUUCCGUGUGCUGCAGGCUCAUGGCUGUGCACCUCAGCUCUACUGCACCUUUAAUAAUGGACUGUGCUAUGAGUUUAUACAAGGGGAAGCUUUGGACCCACAGCAUGUCUGCAACCCAGCCAUUUUCAGGCUAAUAGCUCGUCAGCUUGCUAAAAUCCAUGCUAUCCAUGCACAUAAUGGCUGGAUCCCCAAAUCUAACCUAUGGCUAAAGAUGGGGAAAUACUUCUCUCUCAUUCCCACAGGAUUUGCUGAUGAAGACAUUAAUAAAAGGUUCCUAAGUGAUGUCCCAAGCCCUCAGCUUCUUCAGGCGGAGAUGACUUGGAUGAAGGAGAUCCUGUCCAACCUGGGCUCACCUGUGGUGCUUUGCCAUAAUGACCUGUUGUGUAAGAAUAUAAUCUACAACGAGAAACAAGGUGACGUACAGUUCAUUGAUUAUGAGUACUCUGGAUACAACUAUCUGGCGUAUGAUAUUGGAAAUCAUUUCAAUGAAUUUGCAGGUGUCAGUGACGUAGACUAUAGUCUCUAUCCAGAUAGAGACCUCCAAGGCCAGUGGUUGCGCUCUUACCUUGAAGCCUACAAGGAGUAUAAGGGCUUUGGUAGUGAAGUCACUGAAAAGGAAGUAGAGACACUCUUCAUUCAGGUCAAUCAGUUUGCAUUGGCUUCUCAUUUCUUCUGGGGACUCUGGGCUUUGAUCCAAGCCAAGUACUCCACAAUUGAGUUUGAUUUCCUUGGGUAUGCCAUUGUUCGCUUUAACCAGUACUUUAAAAUGAAGCCGGAGGUCACAGCACUGAAGAUGCCGGAGUAAAGAAGCGGCCUCCCUGUUCUCUAGGAGCUGAGCUGUGCUUGUGGAUGUUUCCUAAGAAAUUCCAAAAGCCAAUCUUUGUUAACACUCAUUUAAUUUGUUAUCUUGCUUUACAAAUUAUGCCUCUAAACAACCAAUCUAUUUUUAAAUAGAAUGAUGUUAAAAACACGCUCACUGUUGUCAGUGUGUGUCAGGCUAGAGAUUUGUCAUCGGGAGAGUGGACUCAGCUUUCCCUCAGCCUUUGGCAAUACAGUCCAUGUUACAUGUGAAUUAUUUAUUACAGAGUUGAUGUGACUGACUACUUUCAUCUUUCAUUUGCUGGUUCAGUGUAUGGAAUGAGAAUGUUGUAGAGAUCUUUUAAAAGUUUUGUUAAUGGGGUUAAUUUUAGAAAAUAUUCUCACUCAGUGUAACCUUUGUAAAAUGAAUCAUUUACUCUUGACGUGGCAGUCAUGCCUCGGUAGUAACUUAGGGUGUUGUAGAGUUUUCUAGAGAAGCUCCUGUCGAGGAGGGAGCACGGCAGCCACUGUCUGUAGGGUAUACUUUUUUGAAUUGGAAACUGGAAAUAAUUUCUUUAAAGAAUACAACUUAGAACGAAAUUGACUCUUUACGUAGCCUGACAGUAUAAAAUAUAUUUACUGUAUAAUCCUGGAAUAUAAGUAUAACAAUUUAAUGUCAAAAUCUGUGUUAAGUCAUGUUUUAAAAUACUAGAUAUGGUCAUUUAAGGUAAUAGUCUCAGUUUUUAGAGUUUACCUAUCAAGUUGUUUCUAACCAAAAUUUUUGUUUAACUUGAGAAACUCUGUUUUUGUUCAUUAAGUAAUGGCUGAUAUUGUUAGUAUUUGAAACAAACAUACAGAGUUCAUCAUCCUUGGAGUCCAGGAAUGUCAUUUAGAUUCUUUCUGUUCCGAUUCAUUCCUUAGGUUGGUUUUGUGUCUGUAGAAUCAGCCAGUGAUUGCUGAUAACUGUAAUUUCAGAAUAAUAUUGUUAAAGCAGUUAGAAGAAUCAGUAAGGAAUAUUUAGGUAGGUUGUUGAGCUUGAAUACUUAGAAUCUUAACAAAUAAGAAAAUGUGAAUUAAGCUGUAGUCGUGGUAGGAGGACUUGUUUUAUCUUGUUUUUGUUAGUCUGGUUUUUAUUUUUGUGUAGAUGUAGGGGGCGACUGUGAUACGGAAGGGAGUCUUUGAGGCAGACAGAGAAGGCUUUAUCCCUGAAGACUGACCUAGGUCAGUCAGACAGGGUCUGCACCUUGCUCACGUAAGUGCUUCUGUACAGAGUCAGCUCCAUGGACCUGCAUAUUAAAGUAUGCAGUACAGAUCCAUCCUAAGACAUCAUCUGAUAUGUUGUUCACUUUACUUAAAUUCUCAGACAAGUGCUUUAAAAUACUUGGAUUGUCUAAACGUGUUCAAAGCUAAUAACAUAAGUAGAAACACUUACAGACCAUGGCCAUCUGAGAUGGUAAAUUCUAGCCACGUAAAUAGACUCCUAAGUAUGUGUCUCUAACAGUGUUAGACCUGGAUUUGGUUUCUACCUCCCCAAUAUUGUAACAUUCACUUUUGUUUUUAUGAACCACAUUACUGUAAGAUCAUAACUAUUCUGCUGACUUCCUUGAAUGGAAACAAAUAAUGACUAGCUCUUUUCAAUGUUAAAGCAAACCUACAAGAACUGACUUAGUGGAAUUUUCAUUUGUGGUUGGAACAUUGUCAUAGAAUGAUAAAGAUGUGAGCCUCCUGAGUUUUUGCUUUCCUCCUCUUAAAAUCCAAGAGUAUGUGUCAUGUGGGAACACUGGAGAAGGCAGUGUUUGCUAAUCUCUUCUUCAUCUUACUUGAGAGUGCUUUAUUGGAGGCUCACCAUGCUGCUGCUCCUGCUGCUGCUGCUGCUGGACUGCAUAGCGGCCGACUGAGACAGCUGCCGCAGAGACUCCUGUGUGGCCGUGAAUGCAGCGAUGGAGACUUCCUCGUUCACCCUACUAGCAUGCAAGAGAUCUUGGAAAAAGAUUAGCACAUGCAAACUGUUGUCCCCAUUCCCUGGCCAGAUUUGGGUGCUCUGAUGCGCCUGCUUCCCAUACAGCUUUUGGGGAUCAUGGUGUAGAUUAUCAACAGGAUUCAAAAUGUCUUUCCUUUGUAUUGACCAUGUAAGGGAUUCUAAAGAGGGUACAUUGGGACAGCUUUGAAGAGCAUCCCACUAAAAUGUGUCCUGUGGCUUGCUAGAAUAUCAGUUGCCUUCUUUUGUUAAGCUAAGAACUUGAAUGCCUUACCUAAUCACUCAACUGGUGGUAAGUUCAUUUUGUAAAUAUGAAAGUGGAUGUUAGAAGUGGCAUUCAUGGGUGUUCAAUGUUAAUCAAUAGACCGUAGUGGCCUGGAUGCUGUGACAAGCAAAAUUCCACAUUUCUGCCCUCUACCCCGAUCCUGUCUCCCUGGCACACCUGUAUGAUCUUGAACCUGACCAAUUGAUUUUCCUACCCUCUUCUGAUCUGUGCUACCACCAUUUUCUGGAAAUGAGAUGUGGUGGCUCCGUCUUAUUGUUGACAUGAUCCGCCUGAGAUCGACAUGAGCACAAACCAUCGGAAGUAGGUCUGCCUGGAUGUAAAUAGGACAGUGUAAAUAAGCGGUGUAAUUAGUGUGAGUUGUGUCCCACAUACAAGAGCUCGUAGUUUGCAUUCUCCUUUGUAGAAGCUUCUCUGUCACUAGAUGAUCCAGCCUGUUGGUGUUUGGCUGGGAACAGUGCACACCUAGCUGUGCAGUGAAAUGGCAAGAACUGGAAGUGAGCAUUACUGGGUUUUAGUUAAUGUUGGUAUUUAUUUAUUUAGCCUCUCAGUGCCUAAUAAGACUUUUCUCCAAUUUUUCCUUCGCUGUUAAUUUUUGGUGGAUUAGAUGGUGGGGAGCAGUGAGUUGAUAAGGCUCCUUCUGAGUCACAAUUUGAAGGUAAAGGACAUGAAAAAUGUGAUUUGCUGUUUGUAAACGGCAGUGUGGUCCCUUAUUCUAUUUCAGUUUGUUGACACUUUGAACAAAAACCUGAGAUUCAAUGUGAAUGUAAAUCCUAUCCAUACAAGACAUAGGGCAGAUGGCAUCUCUCAGUUUGUCAGGUGGUUUCUCUGAAGUGGGUCAGUUUGGGAAUGUGAGAAAAGGGUAUGGUUUAUGACAGUUACCCCAUGUUUGUUUUAACUUUAUGACUUUAGACUUAAAGGAAGAAUUCUCCCAAGCACUCUAAAGGAAAUUAGAAAGCUCGACUUCGAACAGAAGCCAGCUGUGCCCCUUCCAGUCUCAAUGGCUGGUAGACAAAGGGCCGUAGUGCCAGGUUGAGUUUUUCCUCUAACUUGCUUUUAAGUGUUUUAUACUGCGUUCCAGAGUACUGUAGACUUAAAUAUUUUCCUAUUAAUCUGUCAUCUUGUUGACAAAGUCGACAAUGCUUUGUGCUGGGGUUUUCCUAGUGGCAGCAGCGUGUGCUACCUCACACAAGGGUGCGUGCAGGCGGAGGUGAGCCCGCGUGUCUCACUUCAGGCCCGGUUGCUGUGGGUUUCUUCUCUGUCAGAUACCAUGACGGCCUUUGCUGUAAAGCUGAGCUGCGUCUCAAGGCACAUUUCUGUCCUGAAAAGCAAGAUGAAGGACGGUGAGCUGCCUCCCCCAUAGUGACGGCAGCGUUAAAUCUUGGGUUUCACAAAUGCUAUCGGCUGCUCCAGUAAAACAUCCCUGGUUUGGGAACUUCAGCCUGUGUUUCUGUAAAAGAAAAUACUUGAGGUUUUUGUAUUACUUUGAAUUCUUGAAGGCUAAAUUCAGUGACACAUUACAAACUGAGUUAGAUUUGUUUGAAUAGUUUUUUGCUGAAAUUUUUCAAUUUUGGCUCAGUUUGAUAUGGGAAGAGACCCCAGUGUAUUUGGGUUAGAAACAAACACUGAUGCUUUACUCAUAAGCACUUUAAACUGCUGUGCUGGAAGGUUCUCUCCUGGACUGUGCCCUGUGGGACCACCAACACACCUUUGUCCAUUGUGCGUUGUGUGUACUCACAAAAAAAACUUCUAAAAGUUACAAUCGUAUCUUUCGGUUAUCUUACCCACUGUGGUGAUUUGGAUCCCAUUAAUACGUUAAUAAAACACUAGCUCCUUACAGAACUGAGACAUCAUAUUGUCUUUUGAUUAGUUUGUGAAAGUGGAGCAGGGAUUGGAAUUACAGGCUUCCUAGCCAGGAACUUCGAGAGCUAGGUUGAAACCUAAGGACACCCAUAGAACCGUGGAGGGAACAGAGUACCUGCUCGCUGUGCCUGCACUGUGGCAUGCUGCUGCUCGUCUCUAGGUAGUGACAUACUGAGUGUUCAUUGUCAGUAAUCUAAAGUCGUCCUCUGUAUUUACCUGUAUUAAAGUAAGUGUAAAUUAAUGGAACCUACAAGAACUUUUCUGUAUUUAGGAGCUUUGUACAGCGAGGUCAAACGUCCUCAUUGAAGGAAGAAGACAUGGUAUUACCCACGCACAAGGGAAAAGCUUAAAUGAGUAACUGUAUUGCGUUAGCUGUCUGUUGACUUGGGAAGCUGUGGCAUAGAUCUUAAAUUUGUGUUUCUCAAAUGUGAAUUGUAGUCUAAAGCUGCUUUGUGUAGACUGUACGUGCUAUGGAUAGUCUCAGCACUGAACAUGCAUCAAUACCUCGCAGAUGAAUGCAGCCCUUGUCCUAGGUUUCCCUAUGCCUCAGCCAGUGUCUGAGUGCCGGAGAACGUCAUCUAUUUGCUAGCCGAGAUACUUCCUGCUUUUCCCUUUGUUGUUACACAUUUUUAUGUUGGAAGUUUAAGUUUUACUACUGUUAAUUUAAGUAAAAUUUGUUUUGUGGAUAAAUGACAUUGCCGGUGAAAUCAACAGCCUCAUUCAUGUAGCUGCUGAAGUGACAUUUGUGUUCUGUGUUCAUGAACUUGGCAAUGAAGCCGUGUUUCUGUUAAGAUACAAGUGCGGCUUAGGCUUUAUUUCUGUUUAAUAAGGCUUUCUACCAUUGAUUAAAUGAAGGAAUGUAUCUUUUUGAAGAGAUUUAUAUUCUGUAAAUAAACAUUGGUUGUAACAAUAAAGUUGAGUUCUAACUA
Mesocricetus auratus (golden hamster) is the source of this 6404-nucleotide messenger RNA. It is a transcript of the gene Etnk1, whose product is annotated as ethanolamine kinase 1. Gene Ontology annotation, molecular function: ethanolamine kinase activity. The record is from RefSeq and is a predicted model, not a curated record. Lineage: Eukaryota; Metazoa; Chordata; Mammalia; Rodentia; Cricetidae. Gene Ontology annotation, biological process: phosphatidylethanolamine biosynthetic process. Gene Ontology annotation, cellular component: cytoplasm. The transcript is spliced from 8 exons. Bases 267 to 1358 code for a protein of 363 amino acids.